Durio zibethinus is the source of this 1439-nucleotide messenger RNA. Its product is annotated as CBS domain-containing protein CBSX2, chloroplastic-like. NCBI's taxonomy places the organism in Eukaryota, Viridiplantae, Streptophyta, Magnoliopsida, Malvales, Malvaceae. The record is from RefSeq and is a predicted model, not a curated record.
UGGUGAAUUAAAGAUGUUUCACAAUUUUCUUGUAGCUCAAAAUCUGUAAAGAUCGGGAGGAGUCCAGACAAAAAAGCAUAAUUGGCGCGUUGGUUGAGGAAUUGAAUAACAGGGAAAAGUCGUACCGUCCAUUUACUUUUCUCUCUCCCCUAGAAAAACACACUUUCCUUUCCUUUUUGAGCGGAACAAGUAACAACUGAUAAUCCCAUCACCUGAUUCUUCUUCUUCACUCUCAACUUUUCAGUUUUCCCAUAUUUAUUAUUCAACACCCAAAACUUCCUUUUUUCUUUUUCUUUCUCUUAAUUCAACAAACUUGUGAUAUUGUAACACGAUCUUGUUCUUGUUCUGUCACUGGAAAUUUUUUAACAUGGGCUCUAUUUCUUUUGCCAAUUAUCAAACCCUGAGGCUAUUCCCUUCUUUCAACUCUUUUCUUCAUUCUAAGCAGCCCUGCAUUGUCGCCUUGUACCAUCAUUCCCAUAAAGUAGAACCUUCUUUGUCUAUUAUAAAAAGAAGUUCUUUUCGCCGUGCUGCCGGACUCAUCGCCAACUCUGUUCCCUCAAGAAACGGAAAUUAUAUGGUGGGUGAUUUUAUGACCAGAAAACAGGAUUUACAUGUUGUCAAAACUAUAACAAGUGUGGAUGAAGCAUUGGAGGCACUUGUGGAGAAGAGAGUUACUGGUUUCCCUGUGAUUGAUGAUAACUGGAAAUUGGUUGGCGUUGUUUCGGAUUAUGAUUUGUUGGCACUUGACUCUAUUUCAGGUAGCAGUCAAAAUGACACAACCAUGUUUCCUAAUGUUGAUAGUUCUUGGAAAACAUUCAACGAAAUACAGAAAUUGAUCAGCAAAAAUAAUGGAAAAGUUGUUGGGGACUUGAUGACACCUUCACCUCUUGUUGUUCGUGAAACAACAAACCUGGAAGAUGCUGCUAGGUUAUUGCUUGAAACUAAGUAUCGUCGACUACCAGUUGUUGAUAGUGAUGGCAAGCUGGUUGGAAUCAUUACAAGGGGAAAUGUUGUUAGAGCUGCCCUGCGGAUAAAACGUGCUAGUGAAAGGUUACCAUGAUGCCUAGAUCUGCAGUAGAUCAUAAUCUUGGUGUCAAAUUGAUGGCUCAGUUUGUUUUUCAAUAUACCGAUCAUGCAAGUAUUCUUCUCCCUUUCGGUCAUUGGCCACGUACAACUUCCACGGCAAAAUGAGAAUUUUAAUCCUGUCUAGGGUUCAACCUCUAGUUUUUAGUUUAACUUUUAUACAUAUAGGCCUGUUAAACUAGGGCAACAUUAGCUAGGAUCAGAUAUGCCUUUGCAAUAGUCAUAAACCAAAAGUUUUGUAUCUGAAUAUUUAUGUUUACUGUCAUUUUUAUUUAAUUGUUAAAAAGUAUAUACAUGUAAGCUUGCAUCACUAUGAAUAUCAUUGAUUUGAUAUAUUGAAGUAUCUCAUUUAGCAA